AUGAACACCCUGACGCCGUCUCAGAGUCAGACGCAUGUCACGACUGUCUUCAUAUUUAAUCUUCACUGCAGCAGUUGUGUAAGUACAAUUAAUGAAGUACUCUUCUCUCUGUCACCCCCUCCAACGAGGCUAGACAUAUCCAUCGUCCACCAGUCAGUGACAGUCGGGCAUGCCAUUACAAUACCCAGACACACCAUACAAUCCAUGCUCGAAGACGCUGGGUUUGAUGUAUCUGACCCAGCCUCUGAGCAGAGGCUUUCACAACAAAUGAGUAGCACGCAUUCUGGAAAACGUCAAAAGCAUAUACAACAAUGUUCAUCGUGUCAGGAGGUGGCCGCUACGGUACUCGAGGACAUAGUUCCACCGCUCUUGCGGGGUAAUACCGGCAACGUGUCUUCCAACCGUGUUUCUCCAAUGGAUUGCUCCACGCUAGAGGGAUCAAAAAAGGACCAAGAAUUGAGCCCAAGACCGUUGCACGAAGUUGGCGUCGUUGACGUCCCGCAUCUCGUCACCUUGUCCGUAGGUGGCAUGACAUGCUCCGCAUGUCCAAGUACCAUUACCGAAAUCGUCUCGCAACUCCCUGGGAUCUCCGAAGUGGUCGUUAGCCUGCUUAGCCAUUCCGCUACGGUUGUUGUUGCUCGAAGGGACCUUGUUGGUUCCGCGACCGAAGCGAUCGACGACUGCGGCUACGAAGUCGGCGUUAUUAAAGUCGAGCCACUCAUCCCACCAACAUCAGAAAGUCCAACGGGUCCUCGGAAUUUAUCCCUUCGUAUUGGUGGAAUGUAUUGCCAAAACUGUCCACCAAAUAUUAUGACUGCCUUGCAAAGGCUCCAGCCAGACGUCGCCAUUAUCAAACCGUUAUCAAACCAUUUGGACCCCAUAAUGGAAGUAUCAUACAAGCCAUCGCCUCCAGACUUCACCAUCCGCUCUAUCAUCUCAACCAUCCGGUCCGUGGAGCCGACAUACACUGUAUCGAUUUGUUGUCCGCCUACGCUCGAAGAGCUCACGCGCAGCUUGCAGCAGCGCGAGCAACGAGCCUUGCUUCUGCGCCUCUUUUUCACAUUUAUCAUUGCGAUACCCACGUUCAUCAUCGGCGUGAUUUACAUGAGUCUCGUUCCCGGUGGCAGUUCGACGAAACAAUACCUAAUGAAGCCCAUGUGGAAAGGAAAUGCGUCCCGCAUUGAGUGGGCGCUUUUCUUCCUAGCGACCCCAGUAUACUUUUACGGUGCUGGUUUAUUUCAUCGUCGAAGCAUCAAAGAAAUUAGAUGUUUAUGGAGGAAAGGGAGCACGACUCCCAUCGUCAAGCGUUUUACUAGAUUUGGGAGUAUGAACCUUCUGGUUUCUACCGGAGUGUCUGUGGCUUACUUUUCGUCGAUCUCGCUUCUCAUUCUUGCAGCCAUGCAGCCACCUGCGAGCAGCGGUACAGCACAAGAUACCACAUAUUUCGACGCUGUCGUGUUCCUGACCAUGUUCUUACUUGUUGGCCGUUACCUCGACGCAUAUAGUAAAGCAAGGACUGCCGAUGCAAUCACUGCGCUCGGCUCGCUCCGCCCUGCCGAAGCUCUUCUACUGACCACUGGCUCUGCUUCUAAUUCUACGGCCCCUGCGAUCGUUUCCCGCGAUGAUCCCGAAAAAUGUGACGUGUCAUUUGAUAACGGUAGCUUUAUUGCGUCUCCUGGAUUCAAGUUCGAGAAGGUACGUGUUGACCUCUUGGAGGUUGGCGAUGUGGUACGUGUGCAAAAUGGUGCUACGCCACCAUCGGAUGGUACAAUCGUGUCUGGUGCGGGGACGUCCUUCGACGAAAGUUCUUUGACGGGUGAAGCUAGACUCGUCAAGAAGAAUGUUGGGGACAAGGUUCUCCUUGGAACAAUCAACAAGUCUAGGGCAGUAGACGUUCGAGUGGACGCUAUUGGCGGUGUCACAAUGUUAGACCAGAUUGUGCAGAUCGUCCGUGAGGGCCAGACUCGCAGGGCGCUGAUUGAGCGUAUUGUAGACCACAUCACGACUGUGUUCGUCCCGAUCGUUACUUUGCUAGCGAUUGUUACGUGGUUGAUAUGGCUUGCCUUGGGUGUUAGCGGUGCCAUCCCUAGGAGUUAUCUAGACAUAAGUCAAGGCGGAUGGGUCGUGUGGUCUCUCGAGUUUGCAAUCGCAGUAUUCGUCGUGGCAUGCCCUUGCGGCAUUGGCCUCGCAGCACCUACCGCUCUUCUUGUGGGAUCCGGCCUCGCAGCAAAACAUGGAAUCUUGGCCCGCGGAGGCGGCGAGGCUUUCCAAGAAAUGGCCCAACUCGACAUCGUCGUAUUCGAUAAGACCGGAACACUUACCGAGGGUGGCGAGCCCCGAGUGUCUGAUGCCGAGAUCCUGCUGUCGUCGGUGCCUGAGAAGACGCUUCUCGGAAUUGCCGCGGAGUUAGAAUCUGCAUCCUCUCACCCACUCGCGAAUGCAAUUAGGCAGUAUGCGGGGAAGCAUGGUGCCGUGUCUGUUACUGGCAACGCGUUCGACGAAAUCGCUGGUAAAGGCGUCAAAGCGGAUUUUGACGAAAUGCGUUGCAAGGCGAUAGUAGGAAACGAGGCCCUGAUGCAAGACCAUGAUGUACUGCUUUCUCCAGACGUUCUCCAAGUGCUCGAGAGGUGGAAAUCUGAGGCGAAGAGUAUCGUCCUCCUCGCGGUUACGGUCGCAGACUUGGACAACCGAUUCGUUGUUGCAGCGAUAUUCGCUGUGUCGGAUCCCAUCAGGAAGGAAGCUACUGGUGUUAUACGGCAUUUGCAGGAGCAGGGCAUUGGGACAUGGAUGAUAUCAGGGGACAACGAGACUACGGCUAAAGCAGUCGCAAAAUCCGUGGGCAUUCCUGAAAUGAAUGUCAUCGCUGGAGUUUUGCCUCAACAAAAGGCCGAAAAGAUCGAGUGGCUGCAGCACAAUGGCAACAGACGUCCAUCUUCACGAUGGCAACGUAUACUGCCGAGGUCAGCGCCAAAUUGGCGAUGUAUCGUCGCAAUGGUUGGGGAUGGUAUCAAUGACGCACCCGCACUAGCAGCCAGUGACAUAGGAAUAGCCAUCGGAUCUGGAAGUGACGUCGCGAUAUCUAGCGCUUCAUUCAUCCUUGUAUCUUCAAACCUUAAAUGUCUACUCACUUUAAGCGAUCUCUCGAGAAAAGUGCUCAAUCGCGUUAAGAUAAACUUUAUGUGGGCAAUUAUGUAUAAUGUAAUUGCAGUCCCCAUCGCCGCUGGCGUCGUAUACCCUGCUGGACAUGCGCGCCUAGCCCCUGUAUGGGCAUCAUUGGCCAUGGCAUUAUCCUCUGUAUCCGUAAUUUGCUCCUCUCUCGCACUUAAAUUAUACAAGGAGCCAAAGAUACAGCUUUAG
Molecule: messenger RNA, 3357 nt
Organism: Suillus subalutaceus
Lineage: Eukaryota; Fungi; Basidiomycota; Agaricomycetes; Boletales; Suillaceae
Product: heavy metal translocatin
Exons: 12
Coding region: 1-3357 (1118 amino acids)
Biological process (GO): monoatomic cation transport; copper ion homeostasis
Cellular component (GO): membrane
Molecular function (GO): ATP binding; P-type divalent copper transporter activity; copper ion binding
Source: RefSeq, a predicted model, not a curated record